AUGAACGUCAACACUGCUCACCGAUUUAUUAAAUCGCCCCAUUUCGCUGUUGUUGGAGCAAGCACGGACCGUAGCAAGUACGGCAAUCGAGUUUUGCGUUGGUAUCAAGACUUUGGAUUGCCAGUGACACCUGUGAACCAUAAAGAGAAACAAGUUGAAAAUCUAGCUUCGAUAGCCAGCAUUGACGAGCUUGAGAACCCCACCGAGACAGCGUUAUCAAUCAUUACACCACCCAAAGUUACCCUGCAAGUCUUGAAACGAGCCAAGGAAUUGGGUAUCUCCAAAUUAUGGCUUCAACCUGGUGCUGAAGAUAAGGCCGUAUUGGAUUUUGCCCGAGAUGCUGGAUUAGAUAUCAUUGCGGGUGGUCCUUGUAUUCUAGUCAGUGGUCCAUCCCUCCUCACUCAACGUGCUCAAUUGUAA
This is a messenger RNA of Lichtheimia ornata, 420 nucleotides long. RefSeq lists its product as uncharacterized. NCBI's taxonomy places the organism in Eukaryota, Fungi, Mucoromycota, Mucoromycetes, Mucorales, Lichtheimiaceae. The coding region runs from base 1 to 420 and encodes 139 amino acids. The transcript is spliced from 3 exons. The record is from RefSeq and is a predicted model, not a curated record.